ACCUUCCUUUCCCUUCCCUUCAGUCUUCGUUCCAAACACCUAACCUAACAGCUUCUCCCCAAAUCAAAAAAGGAAGUUGAAACAGGAAACGCUAGCUUCUUCACCACCGCCGCAAGGACUGCCGCCGUACGUCGCGCUCAGGCGCUACCAUCGUCGUCUGGUCGUCCGUGCUUCUUCCUCCUUCAAGAAUCGCAGCUUCUUCCUCGAGCUCGGCGCGUCAGUCCCUGGUCUUCAUCUGCUCCGUCGCGCGCUUAGGCACCACCAUCUUCGUCUGGUCGUCGUGCUCGAAGUCCCCAACCCACCAAUUGCAGCUUCUUCCUCGAGCUCGUCGUCUUUGAGUCUGCUCUUCGUUUGCUCAGCCGCAGGUUCUUCCAACCCACCAUCGUCUUCUGAGUCGUGCUCCCUGCCUGGCCUCCGUCUCCAUCGUGCUUCUGCCCCUCGCUCAGACUGCUCAGAAGCUCAACCAACAAAAAAACCCUAGACUUCGAAGUAUUGAAAGCUAAUUCAGUUGAAAAGGUUGAGUCUGAGAUUCUUCAGUUUGUUGAGCCCCGGUGUGUGUCUGUGUCAAACACCCGAACAGCAGCCGACUUCUUUGUCCAACAUCACUCCCAUCUGCUCACUGAGGUCGCUGCUUUGUGUUCUCUCUCCACCGUUGCUGUAGCUAUGUCUCUCCAGCGAGGCUGCAACCUGUGACCUCGUCGCCGAUCUCCUCUCCUCUGGUGUUAUGUGCCUCUCUCUCGCCGUUGGUCAGACUUUGCUGGUUGCAAAGUGUAGUUGCACUUGCAAUGAUAGGAGGUAGUCGUGUCAGGCUUAACACAUGGCAGCAGACUGCUGUUGCAGUCGGUUCGGCUGUUGGUGCAUUGUUAGACCCACGAAGGGCAGAUCUGAUUGCAGCUUUGGGGGAGACAACUGGGAAGCCUGCUUUUGAGAGAGUUCUUGAAAGGAUGAGGCAGAGUACAGAGGGAAGAGCAGUGCUGUUAGAGCGCCCUCGUGUUAUAUCUGCAAAUGUAGGACAUGCUUGGGACCUACCACCAAACACAUUUGGAGCUGCCUAUGCUAGAUUUAUGGGAUCCAGGAACUUUUCACCUGAUGAUAGACCUCCCGUGCGGUUUAUGGAAACAGAUGAACUGGCCUAUGUAGCCAUGCGGGCUCGAGAAGUGCAUGACUUUUGGCAUACUCUUUUUGACCUUCCUACUAACUUGAUUGGGGAGUCAGCACUGAAGGUAAUAGAGUUUGAGCAGAUGUACCUUCCCAUGUGCAUGCUGUCUGUCAUAGGGGGUACAGCAAGAUUCAACCCAAAACAGAGAAAUUUAUUUUAUCAACACUACCUCCCCUGGGCCAUUCGUGCUGGCAUGCAGUGCACUGAUCUUAUGGGUGUAUAUUAUGAGCGCCAUUUUGAUGAAGAUUUGGAAGAGCUCCGGAGAAAAUUGGGCAUUUUUCCUGCUCCUGCUGCUCCUUAACUUUCAUACUCGGACCUGAAUAACAACUGCAUUCUGUUUUCUGAGUGAUAGCAGUGAACUUGAUUCAAGUAACGGAAAACGUUCUGAAUGAAAUUUAGUGAUAUAAGCUUUGCCUCUGAUAUUUAGUCAGUGAGCUUUGUAUAGGUUAGUUGUUGUCAAUGAAUUGGUAAUGGUACCCUUGCAUACCAUAAUCAAUAAAACUGACCUAAAAUCAUAUAUAUAUUUUGCACCUACUCUGGUUUUUAAUUUAUCCUAUUAUGUAAAUGGUUCAUUGGUUCUUCACUCUAUUUGAUUGUAGCUGCUAGAUUACCAUAUCAUACCAUCAAUGGAAAACAUUGCAUUUGGGUA
Molecule: messenger RNA, 1808 nt
Organism: Arachis ipaensis
Lineage: Eukaryota; Viridiplantae; Streptophyta; Magnoliopsida; Fabales; Fabaceae
Product: coenzyme Q biosynthesis Coq4 family protein / ubiquinone biosynthesis Coq4 family protein
Biological process (GO): ubiquinone biosynthetic process
Cellular component (GO): mitochondrial inner membrane
Source: RefSeq, a predicted model, not a curated record